Diorhabda carinulata is the source of this 5816-nucleotide messenger RNA. RefSeq lists its product as uncharacterized. NCBI's taxonomy places the organism in Eukaryota, Metazoa, Arthropoda, Insecta, Coleoptera, Chrysomelidae. The record is from RefSeq and is a predicted model, not a curated record. Bases 3034 to 3807 code for a protein of 257 amino acids. The transcript is spliced from 5 exons.
GGAGCAGACUUUAGAAUGUUUUUGCUGAGUAUGUCGUUUAUAAUAGCCGGCAUAUCGUCAUCAAAUAUAUAUAUAUAUAUAUAUAUAUAUAUAUAUAUAUAUAUAUAUAUAUAUAUAUAUAUAUAUAUAUAUAAAACUAAAACAGACAACAAUUUUUUAAACUUUCAACAUCAAUAAAUUUAUAAACGACGAACAUCCGGCUUAAAAUGAUUCUUUAACACCAGUAUCGGGAACUAAUGUCUUGAUUAAUAGCCAAGGAAGUGAGCUUAUUACAAAAAAUUAACAUGAGUUACAUGAAGAAAAAUCUAGAUUAUUCUUAAAAUUAAGACGUAAAAAGAUCAUUCAACAUAAUAAAAUUAUUGUAAUUUUGAGUUAAAUAAAUUUUUAGAAACAUAUUUUCGGACAUCGAAAAUAUAACUCAUGCUGUAUAGCAACAAAAAUUAUAAAUACUCAUCGGAAUUUCUAGUAUCAAAAAUCAAUGUGUUUAGUUAUUUCGUAAACAUCUUGUAUUUUUUUGUAUAUAUUUUAAUUAAAAGAGAGCUAUGAUGAAGUAAUGCACAAAUUCAUAAGGUACAAAGUUCGUUAAAAAUGCUAAAAUAAGAGAAUUAAAAAACUAAAUAAAAUUGAUUUUGAAUUCAUGAAAAAAACUGCAUAAUUAAAACUUAAAGUUACCUAGUAAAAAAAUCUCUUUUCAUCAAUUUUUUCAAUUGUUUUGGUAAAACUGUUUGUCAGUUUCAGUCUAAUAAUUAGGAUAGUAGUUUACGGCGAUAGACAUUGGAGCUAUAACGAAGCAUAUGCUUUAUUUGAAAGAACACAUUUUGAAAGACCUCCAAUUGCUAGAAGCACAGUAUGCAGAAUGAAUGCCAACUUUAAUGAAACGGGUAGCGUGGCAGAUGCUCGAAGCUCCAAAAUCAGGAUACCAAGAAUAAGCAACGAAGGAAAGUUUGAUGUUUUAAUUAAUUAAUCUGGAUUCAGAUAUAACAAACGCAGUGCCUCCAAAAAAAUAUUGUUUGGGAAGGAAUCGUCGGGGGAAGAUUUAUCGGUCGUCCUUAUUUCUAUUGCAGUAAUCGAACAGCUGUUGUACAUUUGUAAUAUUUUCAUAUGACAUAGCUUCCGGACCUAAUUGCGGUAUUUACGGAUCCAAAUAAUAGGAAAAACUUGGAUCUCAGUAUUUGGUUCCAACAAGAUGGAGUACUACCACAUUAUGGUCUUAAUAACUAUGAUGGAAUUUCUGAAACCGUUGGCGAUAUUCAUACUGAAUAUACUGUUUACACCACCACUACACCAACCCUAACAAUUACACUGUCUGACUGAAGGUAAACUUCAGUCUUUGAAGACGAUAGCUUGGUUAUCGAAACGCGCGUCAGACAGUGUAAUCGUGAGUGUUGGUGUAGUGGUGGUGUAAACAGUAUAUUCAUUAUGGUCUUAAUGUUCGAAUGUUUCUGAAUAAUCAGUUUAAAGGAAUGUGAAAUUGGAAAACGUGGGUCAAUAGAGUGGCUACUUACCUACAUCUUACCCUUCUUGAUUUUUUUAUUUACCAAGUCGGAUCUAUGUUAAUCUACUAAACAUUUCAGAAGAAUUAAUGGAACGAAUUAGACAUGAAAUGAAUAUAACUGCGCAGAUGAUCGCAAAUCUGUAAAUCAGGUCCACAAUCGUGUAGCGAACAGUACACAGUUUGAACAACUCCUGUAAGAAAUAGUUUUGGUUCAAUAGACAGUUUAGUUAUUACUAAAACCUAGUUUAUCUUGAUUUUUAUUGGUUUUCUCCUAUUUUUAUGUAAUUCCUACUCAAAUUAUUUGUUAUUAUGACGUAUUUUUUUGAUUUGUCAAAUGACGCGUUUUCACAUUUUUUUCGAAAAUGAACAUUGUACGUUUUAUGAAUUUUGUGCAUUAUUUUAUAAUCCUAUAUAUAGGAGCAAACAAUAAACAGAGCCGAAUUUACGGAAGUACCAUCUUAUCCUUAAGAUAAAUAGUCCUUCGAAUCAGAAAAAUAUUAUUGUAAAGCCAGCUCUGCAGGAGUGGUGGGAACCACUCCUCCGAAUGCCUCGUAACUUCAGAACAGCUCUCGAGACAGCGUUCGCCGCGUUAGUCGACCCAGCUUGGUAUUUUGUGCCGUUACAAAAAUCUUAGUAUAUUUGUGUAGUGUAUUGCGUACGAAAAAUUUGCGAAUUUGACUAACUACCAAUAAGGAAACUGCUCUUAUACAAGCCCAACACCCCAUUUGUCAGAAUUAAACUGGAAUUCCAAAUUUGUAAGGCACAAAAAACAAAUGAAGAACCACACAGGAUUUCACAAUUACUCUCAAAGUAUGUUCCUGUUUUCUGUAACAUAAUGAGCAGUAAAGACAUAGAAAAUUCUCAGAUAAAAUAAAAACAUGCAGCUAGAUUAUGAAGAAACCUUACGUCAGUGACAUCAAUCUUCCCAUCGCUCAAAUGGUUCUAGAAGAUGCUGAAACAUAUAACAAAUGGAGGUAUCUCAAGUCGAGGUACCAGGCCAGACAGCUCCAUGGUCCUGGAGACUCGAAUGGAUCAUCGCUACCGCUCUCCCAAUGCAAACAUCUCCAGAACAUCUCAACAAUACCCCCUAAAUGUUCCCCAUCUCCAUUCAACAAAUUUAGACACUUCAAAACACUCCUUGUACAGUAACAGCGUACUGCCCCCUGAUAAUAAAAGCUUAAAUGGGGGACUAAAUAUUUCUCGAGUAAGGAACCAAAGUACGGUCAAUAAAUUCAUCGCUAAGUCAAAAGAAGUAGGAAUCAAAGAGAUGCUCGUUAGCUUGGGAUUGCUGUGUUUAGUAAGUUUGUUACUCGCAUUACUAUCAUUGAUAUUUCUGUUAAAAAUAUCACCAGUGACUACCAAUGAUGUCCGUGAGUUACUAAGGUCGGAGCAAUUAACUGUAAUAACUGCUGAGGAAUACGUCGUUGUUUACGAGGUGACUUUAGCGUUGUGCGCUUUGACAUUAUCACUUAAUUUGUGUUGUUUGCUGGUAUGUGCUAUACAGUUCUUAUUCGCGGUGAAGCUAGUUAAAAGUCCACAUGGAGGAAAUGACAGAAUUUCUGACCAGAGAAAUCUUACUUCAUACACAUAAUUCGAGCAUACCUCGAAUAAGAGAAAAAACGUCAAGAAAUCGUCAUGCCCUCAUGUUACUGCAAAGACUAGUGGAGUACUACCAGAAAAAGAAGCUACCAAUACUCCUAGAAUGCGAUGCAAAUGCACAGAACAAACACUAUUUGGGGAAGCAAAGUCACCAACAGCAGAGGACAAAUAAAUAUUUACAAAAAUCAUCAAUAAGUAGGGUAUGUGCAGUCGGAGGUUUUUUUGUCUCAAUUCCAGUUUUUCUCACAGGAAUUAUUUUAUAUACAUUCAUCCAAUUCCACUCUACACCAGCCAUAGUGACGAGUGUUUUCAUUGGAUUGGGCAUAAUAUUCUGCGGUUGUGCCAUGGUUCAUAAUGUUUUUAUUUGGCAAAAGGAAAAAACUGAUGCUGUCAGGGAAUUGGCCCUACAACAUCAAGAAACGACAUCUCAACACAACAACUCUCUCCAUAGCAUUACAUCAGUUCCCGCCACCCAUCUAAAUCAUUCUUAUGUUAGCAGUUUUGGUCAUCCAAUAGCAUCUGUUCAUAAUGGUCCAUACAUUUUAAGACCCUCAACUACAACUCCUCCAAGUGGAGAAAAUUUAAAUCUUACUAAAAUGUCACAUCCUAGAGAAGCUAGCGGAUCAGUUAGUCCUGGUAUGCCAAAUGUGACAAUGGAGUUAAGUAGUGUAUGUACUACUAAUUCUCCUCAUGAAUUAUCAACUUUAGUAUGACUUUUUUGAUAUUUCCAAAAUAAAAAAACAUAUAGGAGAAACCAAAUUUCAUUAGAAUUAUAUUAAUAAUGAAAUAGUGACUAAUAUAUCAAAAUCAAAUAUACUGGGAGAACCAAAGAAAUACCUAAAGUCGUUCAAAAAGUUACUCAAUUCUUGAAAUGAAAAUCAGCUUUGGUUAUUUCUUAUGAUUGAUUGAUAGUUAUUUUUUUUAUUAUUAAUGCCGUUUUUUGAGAGGCAUCAAAUAGAUCCUUUGAAAUUUUCAACUGAAACUGAAUAUUCUUGGCUCAUUCCGGGCUAUGUCAUUACACUUUUCAUAUGUUAAAUGUCACAUUUCAUUUGUAUUAGAGUAAAAAAAUAUAAAUACAGAUUGGUCUUUUUUAAACUUGUUUCUUAUAUUUUUCUUAUAAUGGAGUCCAUUGCUAAAUAGAAAAUUCCAAGCAGUUUUCAAAUUAUAACUAAACUCCCUAGGAAAAUUAAUGUUUUAUUGUUAGAAAGACACAAAAUUACCAAUAAAUGAACAAAAAGGAACUUGGAACAAGUUCUGAGAAACAAUGAAAAGGCUUUCUUCCCCUUUUGGCAUUAAUUACAGUUUGACGGCGUCAGGGCUUAAUUUCAAUCUAAUGUCUUAUUUCAUUUUAGUCAAGAGAAUACCAUAUUUCAAUAAAAUGAGAGACAGCUCAUGUAAAUUUCGGGAUGAAUUUGAUAAAACUAGUAAGCAACUAUCAAUUACAUCUCAAAAUGACUUUGUGUCAGGACUAUUAGCUUACCAUACCAUACGUCAUUGAAGUUUUAACAGCACGGAUGUCAAAAAUAGCAAAUUUUCAGGAGAAAGAAAAAAUUACAUCAUUUUCUAUAUAAUUUACUAUUUGCGUAUAAAUAUAUAAAAAACAAUUAUUAACCCAAAUGUAAUGACAUACGUUGUGUUGUCACUUUAAUAUCCAAAUUUACAUAACUGACAUUAUUUUCUAUAAGGAAUUAAAAAACAAGAACGUUAUAUUUAUUCAUUUAUUUUAUUACAAUGCAAUCAGUCUAUUUAUUUGUUAAACAUUACACCUAUUAUUUAAGUAUUUAAAAAUUUUAAGUUCAAAUACACUUUUAUUAUUCAUUAAUUCACUUUGUACUUGAGGACAUCAAUACUAAUUGACGAAAUCACAUAGUCUUAUAUAGAUAAUUAUACUGUAAUAAUAAUUAUAAUGUAACAAUGUAAGUUAAGUAUUUAACAUAUUAUAUUAUUUAACAAAGUUAAAUUCGAAAAUUUAUUUAAAAAAAAAACAGUCUUAAAGACAUUUUAAAUAUUUGAAGAUAAAAUACCCAGCAUAAUUUGAAGUCUUACUUUUGUGUCAAACGAUCGUUAAAGCUAUGAAAAUUACUAGGUAUGACACGUUCUUUUGAGAAAUUGAUAUUCUGCUUUGGUACAACUUUGGCUUUGGCAGAGAACUUCUUGGUUUAGGUCUUUUGGGUAAUAAUGCGUAGUCGUCAUUAUAGCUUAGUUUUUAUUUGCCCUUCAGAUUCAUAAAGUACUCUGAUAUCCGUAACUACUGGGUCAUUAGCUAGUCUACCUGGUCAAAUCGAAUCAUACAUGAGAUAUUUUAAAAGGUCGAAGAAAAAGUCAUAAUUUAAAAAAAUUACAUUAUAGGGUUGCUUAGGAGGAGCUUCCUUUGAAAUUGACGCAAACGGCGAAGCUAGGUAGAUGUCUCUGUGUUUAAUUUGACAGUCUAUUGUACUACCUUUUAGGAAAAUCUUCAAAAAAAUUUCUUAGAAAGGUAACACAGUCUUUUGUUUUUCUCUCCGUAGGUGAUCGUAUCUCUUGUUAUCUUGUCAUACCUUUUUUGAAAUGUUCAAUCCUAUAAUAAUCAAAAUUGUCUGUAAACCUAGAGUAGUUGAAAACGUUCUCAUACAUACUUGAACUCGGCUUUGAGACCCAGUUUUUCAAAAAUAUUGUAUAAUUAAUAUGCUGAUAUUCUGUUACAACUAUGAUAGUAUACCACAAAAAAAUACAUAUUCAAAAA